Pomacea canaliculata is the source of this 6391-nucleotide messenger RNA. RefSeq names its product signal transducer and activator of transcription 5B-like. Lineage: Eukaryota; Metazoa; Mollusca; Gastropoda; Architaenioglossa; Ampullariidae. Gene Ontology annotation, biological process: regulation of cell population proliferation; defense response; cell surface receptor signaling pathway via JAK-STAT. The record is from RefSeq and is a predicted model, not a curated record. The coding region runs from base 1135 to 3378 and encodes 747 amino acids. Gene Ontology annotation, molecular function: DNA-binding transcription factor activity, RNA polymerase II-specific; RNA polymerase II cis-regulatory region sequence-specific DNA binding. The transcript is spliced from 20 exons.
CUUUUGCCAGGUAAAAAGGGAGAUAAUAUUUUCCAAAAUCUGGGAAAUGGUCCCCUUCCAUUCUCAAUAUAUGCAUCUACAAAUAUCAUGCACAGAAAAAGAUAUAGUGCCAUUUUUGUCCACAAGUAUGCCUAAUUAAUGUAUGAUCCCAGCUCUCCCAUUGGCUAUAGCUGACAACAGAAAUGUACCCAUGUACAGUCUUUCUGUGCAUGGUGCUGUUUGUAGAAUGGUAUCUGAAGAAUGGACAGUGAUUCCCCAAAUUUGGAAAAAAAAUAGUAUUUUGCACUGUAUUAAAAGAAGGAUGCAGGAACCUUCCCUGACAUUUAAACAUUUCAACUGCAGAGAAACAAAUAAAAGUGAGAAUUGUUGGUUUAAAUACAAAGCAGUAUAAUACAUAUAACAAUCCAAUGAAUCUAGUUGUCAUUAAGGGUAAUAAUGGUGCUUAUACAUUAAUACAUAUAAAUGAAAUAACUAUAGUUUGGAAAGUUUGCGUGAAAACAUAUAAUUUAAAAAAGACACUGCAUUCAUAUUACAUUUCCUGUGUUUAUAAGAUAUUUCAGAAGUAGUAAAUCAAAUGUUGUGGUGCAAUUGUUGAAGAAUCUUUUGAAUUACUUUAUAUGUGUCUUUUGUAACGACAAUCAGAGGUCCAAGAAAGUGAGAGAGAGAGAGGGGAAAUGUUAUCUGCUUUCAAAUAGUCUCCCAUGUCAGGAAGUGAAACGUAAUAGGUCCACAAGUGGAGAGUACACCAUAUCAGGGGCAGUCAGGGAAUACCAGUUUCCAGAAACAAGGUUCAGAUGUACUGCAUUAUACACCUAUGCAGGUUCACAUUCAGUCUCAGAUUGCUUGCUAACACUGAUCGCACAAGUCUUUAGCUUUUGAGAUUUGCUACUCUUUCUUUUACAUGGAUGUUAAAUUUACAUAUUUUCUUACAUAGAUAUAAAUAGACAACCAAUCAGAGAUGAAGAAAGACAGUCACAUUGAAACAGCACAGACUAUAAAUAAGGAACCCACGCUGUUGUUCAAUAGUGUUGUUGGUCCUUUUGAAGGAAGUAGAUUGCUGUUGGCAGCUUGUAGUAUGUUUUGAUAGUGUGUAGUUGUGCAAAACACCAAUAAAAGGGCAUUUAAGUCAAGGUGAUGUCACAAUAUGGGCAAUUGAACAAGCUGCUUAAGGAGCACAAUGAGUUUCGAGACGAUGCAGCAGCAUUUUAUAAUUCUAUCCAGAUCAUCAUUCGCAGUAAACUAGAUCACUGGAUUGAAAAGCAAAACUGGUCUGCUCUACUGAGCGCUGACUCCAGCCUCACAGACUCUGAAGUUAAGGUCAAGGCUAAAGACCUUUUGGAGGAGGCUAUCAGACAACUUCAAACAAUUGCCCACAGUUCCUCUGAAGACACUGAAACUCUGCUUUUUACGCAUGCUGAAUCUUCUCUAAGGAACGCAUACUGCUGUGAUCCUCUACAAUUUGUGAAAGACGUUGAUACAUGCCUUCGUAAGGAGCGUGACCUUUUAGCAAGGAUGUCUCAGCAGAUUCACCAUUUGAAUCAGGCAAGAACUCCAACAGCUCAGAUGCAAACUAAUCAUUCUGAAGACCAGCUGAAAAUUGCUUUUGAGCAUAUUAAGGAUGAAGCUGAGGGGGCUUUCAAGGCCCUAGAGUGGGCAGACCAGAUUUUGUCUAUGUGGAAGACAGACAUUGAAAAUCAGAGCUUGGUGGAGAGGGAUGUGUUGGGAACGGGGCAAGUCCUUCAGGCCCCUUAUGAAGCUUUUCAUAAACUGAAAACUGGUCUGAUGAAAAAACUGGAGAAUGCCAUCGGUAGAUUUUAUAAUGAGCUGCCAAAUCUUGAACCUUACAUUUUACGGUGGAAGAAUCAUCAGCUGUACCAGGAGCUAUGCAGGCGUCCAGAGCAAAAUGAUGAUGUCAGUGAUGUUGAACCCUUAUGUGUGACGGCAUUUACCAUCUUGAGCAGCUUGUUCCAAUGUGUGGUGGAUGCAAGAUUUCAAAAAGUAAAUUCUGUAAUGGAGCAUUUGCCUGGAUCCUUGCCUCGGCCAUCUGCACUCCUGAGCUUGGAGGUGAUGCUGAAACGCUGCAUGGAGAAGCUGAUUAAAAUGUGUUUGGUAGUCUUUGUUCAACCACCAAUCACAAUGAUAACAGAAAAGGAGAGAGUGGCUGGCAGAGAUAGGGACACCAGUGAAGUCAACUACAGCAAAAAGUUUAACACUUCUGUUGGACUACUCGGAGGCAGUAGCCUUGAAGGAGUUUUGGAGAUCGUAGAAGUGAACAUAAUCCUGAUGUUCAGAGAAGACAUUGCUGCACACUUAAAAGGCGAAACUAACAGAAACUCCUCAGUAUUCAACAUUCAUAACGAUAAAGUGGCAAACAGAAGAAGCACAGAUCGUAGGAAUUCUGACUGCGAGCAGAAAUGCUGCAUGAAGGUGUAUGAAGGGGUGCGUGUUGAGAACUUCAGCCGAAGGGAGCAGAAGAAUGUGUACAAGCAGAUCUGCCAUGCAAUAUAUGAUGUUGUGUUUGAGAGUUCACAGACUAGCUGGAGGUUUGAAGCAAGGACUUUGUCUUUGCCGAUCAUUGUUCGUACUGGUGCCAAUCAAGCUUCAGAACACAAGGGAGCACAACUGUGGUACGGGUUCAGUGCACACAAUGUGUAUGAUGUUCUGAAGCCAGUUGCCUCAGAGUUGUAUCUGGAUGAGGUUGUGCAAAUGAUGGAUGAACGGAUUCGUUUCAUAGGAGGCCGUGGUCUGAUGGAUUAUGAAAAGAAGUUUCUUCGUGAAAAAUUAGGAUGUGCUGCAAAAUCAGGAAAAUCAAGCAGAGAACCAAGAGACAAGAUCACCCUUGAUGCAUUUAUCAAGGAAAAGGUGCAGCUUGCAUCACAUCCUGGAGGGCCAGUCGACACAGUAACAUCCUUUUCUCUCUGGCGCUGGUUUCACUGUAUUGUUAACCUUCUUGAAGGAGAACUGAAGAAUCCAUGGAAGGAUGGUGUCAUCUUUGGGUUUGCAAGCCGAGAUCAGUGCGAUGAAGCUCUUGAAAAUAAGACGCCAGGAACUUGCCUGAUUCGAUUCUCAGAGAGCUGUGUUGAAGGCAAUCAUGAGAAUUCAAAGGGCCGAAUUGGUGUUGUUCUGAAGACUGCUGAAGGAGUACACUAUGCACCACCCAUCUCUUCUGAAAAAAUUCAGUCACCUGGGCUGUCAGUGAUGAUCCGAAACACUAUAGUAAAUGAAAGAAUACCUGAGAUACUUCUUCCAACUAUGUGUGCCAUUGAUGACCUGAGGAAAUAUGACCCUCCUCAAGAAAAUGAUGAACCAUCUGCUGGAAUCAUUCGUUAUUUGGACUUUUCAAUACAAGUUGUGGCAACAAAAAAUUGGGAGAACUGAGUAUUUCAAGCCCUCAACACUCUGUUGGGCCAGAUUCCCCUCAAGGCAGAAAAAUCCUGAAAGGGAAACGACCCAGAGGCAGUAAGACUACUACUGGGGGAGGUAAACAGAAAUGUCCACCAGGAAGUCCAGAGUCCCCGACAUCAUCUGUGGCGUCACCACCUAUUUCUUUUCCAUGCAGUCCUAUCUCUCAGUUUUGCCCCGUGGGAAUCGUUCAGAAUGUACCCAGUGCACAUAACGAAUCAAGUCAACUUUCAUUUACCAACAUCCCAGUCACUGUAAUGGAGAGUGAUGGCUUUAAUUUACAGAAUUUACAGUUGCUGGUCGAUAAUAAUGCAGAGACAAUGGAUGAAAGAGGAGACAGCCCUCUGGAUGAGGACAUAGCCAGUCUUUUUACACCCGAAAUGAUUUCAAGCCUUUUAGCCCAGAAUGCCUCUGCUUUAGAUGAUGCUUCAAGUGUGGAAUGAUCAUCUUUAUAUGCUUUUAAAAACUGAGUUUAUUGUGUUAGCAUUGUAAUAGUUAUUUUGAUAUCUUCACAAAUGCUACAACUUCUUUCAGAUUUAAAUGUAGCAAUUUAAGGAUGUAGGAUAAAGAUUCAGGUGACUUCUGGCAGCUACUGCCAGCCUUUUGUAAUCACUUAAAAAGUUCAGUCACAUUAUGGAGUUUAUUUAACAAGCAGGCCAGCAUGAAUAUACCUUAAGAAAGUUCUACCUUUAAUUAAAAUUCCAGGUCAUAAGCAUGACAAGAUCUUUGUUAGGACCACAGACUAUUUUUGAUGUCCUUGAAUACCAAAAGUACAAGAUUGGCCUAUGUUAAACAUGCACGCACACAAAAAAAUCAGAUACUGUUACCAACUGCCUGGGAAAAAGCAGCUUUGACCCAUGUUGAUGACAAUUGUAUGUGCACGUAAAGUAGAACCUGAACUUAAACUACUUCUGCACAUGGUCUCAAAGAAUGAAGUGUGACAGAUGGAAAGUAAAUUGUAUUUUCCCUGCAAGUUGUCAUUAAGUCACAUUUCUGAUUCCUUGCAUUGUUUUGUUGUUAAGGAUAAAUAUUGCUUUCACUACAUAUUACAUAAUAUGUUCUCAAGUAUCUGUUCUAUAGAUUGCUGUUCUUAACUUGUUGCCUAGUAGUGAUUACUGUUUUGUCAACGUGAUUACUAAAGGUCAUGUGUUGGCUGGCUGAAGUCGAUUACUGUACUAAACAAGUUAAUCUUGUUUUGUUUGCAUAACCAGUUAUUUGGCAAUUGUUUUGGUGUUCUCCGCUUUAUUUGCAAUAUGAGAGAAAUAGUUAUAUUGUUGUGCUCUCUGGCUCCUAGCGUUCUUGCACAAGUACACUAAACUUGUAUAUAUUGCAUCAUUCUUGUAUAUAUGUCACACUUGUAUCAUUGUAGGAUUCAAGAAGUGUUCACACUACAAACUGCUCACAUUAUUGCGGAAAUUAGUGAGAGAAAAAUUCAUCACAAUUCUCAUGGCUAAGAAGAACAUGUUUGUGAUUGUUUAUAUUCCUUUGACAAUCUUUUUGCUGUGCUUGAAAAUAUCCAUAUACAUGCAUCAAAUUGCAGCAUGGCAAAAGUAAUGUUAAAGAAUUUUUGACACCCAUAAAGAUACAAGACGUUUAAAACACUAAUCUGUGUCUGUUUCGGUAUCACUUUUCAUAACACCGAAAUUGUUUGAAAUUUAUAGAAAUAUACUGUAUAUGUGUCAUGAUUUUACUUAUGAUUUGAUAGAAUUUAUAUCUUAAACCAAAUAAAAAUAUGGAAGGGAUUACAAAUAGAAAGGAUCUACAAAUGGAAGUAAAAUCUUCUCGAUUUUAUCUCUCUUUACUGUGCUCUGGCACACAGGGCUUUAAAUCGUUAUUGUAUAAAAUUUACCUUUUAUUCUUAGUAUUUAGCAGUAGAACUAUAAAUGUUCUGGAAUUUCCUUUCUGGAUUAAUAAAGUUGUAUUGUUUUAAUGCAUUCUGCAUUUAAUUGAAAUGUUUACCGUCAAAAUAAUGUGUAGCUUUAAUAUGCUUUUUUUUAAUAGAUGUCAUGUGUAAAUAGUUUAAACUAUGAGGAUCCUAUAUAUUUGUGACAGUAAGCUGAGACUGCAUUUUUUUGUCUCUAUUAAAUCACUAGACCCGGGUUAUUUACUGCAGAAUUCUGCUAUUAUAUUAAUAUGGAGGUACUAAAGGUCACAGAGCAACUGUAGUCGCAAUCUGGUCCCAGUUAAUCAAUGAACUGUAGGAUUUCGUUGGGCUUUUUGUUAAAUUUGCCAAAGGUGUCAGUGUUUUCCCAGUUACCUCUUAAAAUCAUCAAAAACGUUUUUUUAACUGAAAUAUUUUUAAAUUGUGCUUGAUCUUCAUUAUGAUGAUUUACCAAGUUACAAGAUCAUGAUCCAAGUAAAUUGUCAAUUUUGCUAAACUUGCAGGUAGCAUAUCAUGCAGUAGAUAGUAAAGGAAUGAAUUAAGGGAAGCACUUUUAUUAAUCUUUAUGGCCGUAAAUUAUAUAUCCCAUUUAGUUAUUAAUGAUCCACUGUGUAUGACACCAUACUACCCUGAUCAAUGGCAACAGCAUUGACUAGGAGAUGAGAAUUUUAUGAUUGUAUGGUACAAUGGCUGCAAAAGCUAGAGGUCUGUUCUUUCUCAACUUCACUGCCACAACUUUAAAAUUAUUUAACUAUAUAGGAGCUGCUUACACUGUCUCAACAUUUGUUGUGUCAAGAUGAAGGAAAAUCCAAUUGCCAGAAUAAUAGUAUAUUCCAUCCAUCUUGUUUUGCAAUACAGCCUAUAUCUAUAUUGUUUAGAAAAUAUUUUACUAAUAUGUGAUUGUUUCUUUGUCUUUAUUGGUUAAGAUUUUCAGGGCAAAAAAAAAAAAAUUAUAUAAGAACUGAAUUGUUUUAUGACUUUUUUUUUAUUAAUAUUCCUGCACUUUUUUUUUUAAACCUUCACAGAGUAUGAAGUCAUUAUUGUUUGGAAAUGUUUGCUGGUUGAUGUAAACUAUUUCUUUCUUUAAAUAAAGAUUACAGAACUUUA